Hypomesus transpacificus is the source of this 841-nucleotide messenger RNA. RefSeq names its product posterior neuron-specific homeobox (gene pnx). NCBI's taxonomy places the organism in Eukaryota, Metazoa, Chordata, Actinopteri, Osmeriformes, Osmeridae. Gene Ontology annotation, biological process: regulation of DNA-templated transcription. The transcript has 2 exons. The record is from RefSeq and is a predicted model, not a curated record. Gene Ontology annotation, molecular function: DNA binding; DNA-binding transcription factor activity, RNA polymerase II-specific. The coding region runs from base 236 to 841 and encodes 201 amino acids.
ACAGUCUGUGGUGUGUGUUUGCGCAGGAAGAGAGCGCGCGUGAUUGUCUUGCUUGUAUGGAAGUGGGGCACUUAAGGAACUUUUUUCAGAAAUGCAAAUUGCGUACGCGAGUGGCGUGUGCUGAUCUUGUAUAAAUAGAUGAUGUAAGUGAAUGGUCGAGCCAAAGAAAGGCAACAAGUUAGCGGAGAUACCAGCGGUCUUUUAGGACCUACACGAGACAACAAAUAAGAUAAAGAUGCAGCAAGAAAAGCUUCCGCAGAUAAACCUUCAGAAAACGUCAUUUUCUGUUGCUGAUAUUCUGGAUCCCUGCAAAUUUAAAGGGAAACUUUCUAAUUUAACUUUGUGUUCAACUACAAAUAAAGACACGGGGAGGGUGAUCUCAGGAACAUCACCAAGUCAUGCAGAUGAAACUUCCCCUGCAGAAGACACAGGUGCGUCUUCGAAUGAGAGCUCUACGUCUCCACAUCCCAAGAGAUCAAAGGUCAAAAACAGACGAAUUCGGACAGCGUUCACGCUCGAGCAACUCCGGAUUCUAGAACACAGUUUCCAAAAGUGCCACUAUCUCUCUGUCUUCGAGCGCUACGCCAUUGCGAGAGCUCUCUGCCUCUCCGAGACCCAGAUCAAGAUAUGGUUCCAGAACCGACGCACUAAAUGGAAGAAAGAGCGCGAGGGAAAAGGGUCUGAAGAAGGGCUUCAGUAUGGACUCAGAUACCUCGCACCUCCUUCCUUCUAUUCAACAACCCUCAAUUUAAACACGCAGCAUCCCCAAACGGGAGCAUCAAUUCAGAUGUUUGAAAUGGCGUCACCAUACAACCAUUACGCAAACCUUUAUGCGUUUUAA